This is a messenger RNA of Thrips palmi, 2336 nucleotides long. RefSeq lists its product as uncharacterized. Lineage: Eukaryota; Metazoa; Arthropoda; Insecta; Thysanoptera; Thripidae. Bases 176 to 2197 code for a protein of 673 amino acids. The transcript has 4 exons. The record is from RefSeq and is a predicted model, not a curated record.
GACGGCGGCCCGCAGAAGCCACCCCGCCGCGCCAGCCGUGCCGUGCACCACGCCGAGCUUCCCUCUUCCUGCUGCGAUACACUGCGAUAGUCCGGAGGGCCGUCGCCGCACCCCCUGCUCCGCGUGUAGACGGUGAGGUCGCCCCGAACGCCGCCACUCGCUCUAAGACUUUAAGAUGGUGAAGGCGAGCGCGUCCACCGGAGCCAAGAGCAAGGCGGGCGGAACGAACGCGCUGCGGAUCGACAUGAAGAGGAAGCUGCCGCUGCCACCGCCCUUCGUCGUGAGCCGCGGCUACACUCCGGACUACCCCUGGCUGGGCCAGGACCAUCCCGCACCCAAGUCGUCCAGGCCCCGCCUCCUCAUGCAGCAGUCGUGCUCCGGCGCGGCCAAGGCGGCCGUGUGCGUGGUCUCCGCCGUGCUGGGCGUCGCGCUCAUCCUGUACGCCGGCAACGCCAUCAUCCGCGCCAACGCGGAGCGCGCCGCCCUGCACGACGCCCACGCGGCCCACGGCCCAGGUCUCCAUCCGCAGCACGCCGCGCUGGUGCAGGAGGAUCCCGCUGGUCAGGACGUCGUCGGCGCCCUUGUCUCCAGCAAGGACGGCCAGCACUACGGCCCUGACCCCGAAGAGCACCUGGCUGACGACCCCGUCGGCCUGCGGAUGGUGGACCCGGUCCUGCCCGAGAACGACGUCCGCGUCGAGGACGGCUCCGUCGGCCCCGCCGCUGGAGAAGAUGGCUUCGCGCAGCAGGUGUCCGAGGCCAUGGCCCAGGACGGCGAAGCGAGCCCGGGCGCAAUCCAAGCCACCAAGCACCUCCUGCUCUGGAUGAGGAUGGCCAACUUGGUGGGCUUGCAGAGGGAGAUGGAGCAGCGCGUCCAAGUGACGGAGGCGCUGCAGGGCGCCUACGACAAGCUGCAGGCCGCGGAGGCCGCCAUGGCCGACGGCGACGAUGAUUUGGUGGUGUCCGAACUAGGCCCGACUCCGAACGAGCCGACUUCCAGCCUGGAGGUGGACGACGCGCAGACCCAAGUGGAGGACCAGCCGGAGGACGCGCCCCGCGACGAGCACGGGGAUCUGCAGGUGCAGGACACCGUCGACGAGGACGCCCGCCUCCUGAUGCAGUGGAUGGCGCAGGCGCAGCCCACGGAACAGGAGCUGCAGGAGGAGCCCCACCAGGACCAGGACACCGUCGACGAGGACGCCCGCCUGCUGGCCCAGUGGAUGAGGCAGGCGUCGGAGCAGGGCGUCGAACAGGACGCGCAGCAAGACGGCCAGCAGGAGGCUCUUCCCCAGGCUGACCCGCAAGGCGACGAGCAGGGCAACCAGACGAGCGAACAGCAAGACAAAGACAACCAGCAGGUCGACGACAAGGUCGUGCAUCAGAUCCUGCUCUGGCUAACGUCGAGCCCCCAGUCCUGGGACGUGGAGCAAGCCGUCCAGGAAGCGAAGCAGCCUGUCGCCGAGGCCGCCAACAACCCCGUCGUCCUGCCUCCGACCGGCCAAGCUAACGCCUCAGCCAAGCCCUCGGCGCAACCUCAGCCCCAAGAAGACCCUCAGCCAGAAGCGGCGACCACCGUGGUGCCUUGGGACCAGCUCAACGAGGACGACAAGCAGGACGCGCUGCUGCCCACACUGGCGGCCAGAGGGUUGGACCUGCACCAGGGAGAGGCAAACGCCCCUGUCGCCACAGCCGGCCCGGCCGGGCCUAUGCUGGUUGACGGCGCCGACGCCUGGAGUGACAGCAGCAUGGCGACGCAGGUCGAGUCCGACGUUCCAAUGCGCGAGCCUCAGGGUGAGCUGCACGGCGCGCCCGAGGACGAGAAGCAGUUCGAGGCGCAGCAGGCCCAGCACUACCGCCACCUCGUGUCGCAGCGCUUCCCGCUCAUGUACCACGUGCUGCACCUGAGGCGCAGCCAGCAAGACGCCCUGCAGCAGGAGCAGCGCGCCACCGCCUACCUGCGCCUCCUGGACCUGCACCUGCUGCAGCACCAGCAGGAGGCCGAGGCACGCCGCCAGCAGAGACAGCACCAGCAGGACGUGCUUCGCCUGCAGCGGGACGAGGCGCAGUGGGCGCAGCAGGGCCAGCAGGACCAGCAGGGCCAGCAGUCCUAUCUCAUAGGGCAGUACGAGCGACGGCGUCCGGUCCGGCAUCUCCACGGCCGCGUGCACUUCCACCAGCGCCACCAGCACGCGUUCUAGGUCCACGCGCGUGCUCCCAAACGCGUACACUGCAGCUUCGCUGCGAACAAGACUGAAAUCGAAAGAGAUUCGAACCAAACCACCCGCUCAAUUAAAACCUGUUUUAUAUUUUUAAAGAAAUAAACGAGUUACAAAAACA